Vitis riparia (riverbank grape) is the source of this 1033-nucleotide messenger RNA. RefSeq names its product ras-related protein RABE1c. The transcript is spliced from 9 exons. Gene Ontology annotation, cellular component: plasma membrane. The record is from RefSeq and is a predicted model, not a curated record. The coding region runs from base 175 to 825 and encodes 216 amino acids. Gene Ontology annotation, molecular function: GTP binding; GTPase activity. Gene Ontology annotation, biological process: regulation of exocytosis; protein secretion. NCBI's taxonomy places the organism in Eukaryota, Viridiplantae, Streptophyta, Magnoliopsida, Vitales, Vitaceae.
AUUCACAGAGAAGUUGCUAGUUUGCGCAGGGGGGACAAGCAGCGCACGCUAAAAAAGGGGGUGUGGGAGCAAUCAUAGUGCGCAUCUUAGCCUCCAUAGUCGGAGCCUGCACGUCGGACCUGAACCGAUCAAUCCAAGUCGUCUCCAUUCGGGUCUGUUAAUAUAUAUUGAUCGAUGGCUGCUCCACCAGCAAGGGCUAGAGCCGAUUAUGAUUAUCUAAUAAAGCUUCUUCUGAUCGGAGACAGCGGUGUAGGUAAGAGUUGCCUUCUUUUGCGUUUUUCAGAUGGGUCCUUCACCACUAGUUUUAUCACCACUAUUGGUAUUGAUUUUAAGAUAAGAACCAUUGAACUUGAUGGCAAACGGAUCAAGCUCCAAAUCUGGGAUACUGCUGGUCAGGAGCGGUUCCGUACAAUCACAACAGCCUACUAUCGUGGAGCCAUGGGUAUUUUGCUGGUGUAUGAUGUAACCGAUGAAUCAUCUUUCAACAAUAUUAGGAACUGGAUUCGAAACAUUGAGCAACAUGCUUCUGACAAUGUUAACAAGAUACUGGUAGGGAACAAGGCUGACAUGGAUGAAAGCAAAAGGGCGGUGCCUACCUCCAAGGGCCAAGCACUUGCUGAUGAGUAUGGCAUCAAAUUCUUUGAAACUAGUGCAAAGACGAAUCUAAAUGUGGAAGAAGUUUUCUUUUCAAUUGCAAGGGAUAUAAAGCAGAGGCUUGCGGACACUGACUCCAGGGCAGAGCCCACAGCAAUUCGGAUUAAUCAACCAGACCAGGCAACCGGGGUUGGUCAAACUGCCCAAAAAUCGGCUUGCUGUGGUUCUUAAAGAGGUAAGAUACUGCUGAAUUGGUGCCUGAAGCAGCAUGUUUUCUUGGAAAUCAAAUAGAAGAAAACUAAUUCUGAUGACGAUAUAAUGGUUGCUUGUAAUUUUUUGCUUAUUGUGAUUCUUUUCAAACUUGUUUUAGCGUGUGAAAGGUAGUUUCUUAUUAUUUGAGAAAUUUAUUUUGCUGCAAGCCCAGUUCCUAUGUUUUUCC